ACACAGAGGGGACAGGGACAGCACCGGAGGGCACGGGGGCCACGCACCGGCGCGGCACCCGCGGGGGGCGCGGUUUAACCCCCCCCGGCCUCGCCACGUGCUGGGGGGGGGGGGGGCUCGGUGCGACCCCCGGUACCGGUUUUUUUUUGGGGGUGGGGGUCGUUCCGUGUCCUCCCGUUCCCCGCCUCUUCCUCCCCUUUUCCUGGGGGGGGGGUUUCCUCCUGUUUUCCCGCCCUGCGGGCCCGACCCCAAAUCCCGCCGGUUUUGCCCCAAAACCGCUCCGGUGCUGCCGUGACCCCCCCCCGGUGACCCCCCCCCCCUUUCCGCCGCAGCCGCCGCUCUCAGGACCCUCUGCAGAGCCCCCCCGCUGCCCCCCGCCAUGGACGGAGCUUCCCCCAACGGCGCGGCCGCCCCGGGGGGGGCGGGGGCGACCCCGGGGGGGCCCCGGGGGGGGCGGGGGGGAGCCCCCCCGGGCCAGGGGAGCCCCCCCGGUAGCGGCGAGACGCUGAUCACCGAGGGCCGCGCCACCAUCGUGUUCCCGAGCGGCAACGAGGUGUUCUACAACCCCGUGCAGGGCUUCAACCGCGACCUGACCUGUGCCGUGCUGACGGAAUUCGCCCGGCUCCAGCUGCGCCCCAAAGGAAUUCGGGUCGUCCUUCCAGGCGAGGAGGAGCCGGGGGGGAGCCCCCAGAGCCCCCCCCCAGGCCGGGGACCCCCCGGGACACCCCCAGACCCCGCGGACGGCGCGGCCGGGGAGAGCCCUGCCAGGGUGGUCUUUGGGGUCCCCAGCCCCCCCCAACUGAUUUUGCCCCCCCCCCGGGGCGGGCUGCGGGUGCUGGAGGCGCUGGCGGCCUCGGGGCUGCGCUCCGUGCGCUUCGCCCGGGAGGUGCCGGGGCUCGGCGCCGUCGUGGCCAGCGACCGCUCCCCGCGGGCCACCGAGCUGAUGGCGCGCAACGUGGCCCGCAACGGCGUCGGGGACGCGGUGACGCCGCGGCUGGCCGACGCCAGGAUGCUGAUGUACCAAAGCAAAGCCCAGCGGGAGCCCUUCGACGUCAUCGACCUGGACCCCUACGGAGCCCCGCCCUUCCUGGACGCGGCCGUGCAGGCCGUCAGCGAGGGGGGCUUGCUGUGCGUGACCUGCACGGACAUGGCGGUGAUGGCCGGCAACAGCGCCGAGACCUGCUACAGCAAGUACGGCGCCGUGUCCCUCAAGAGCAAGUUCUGCCACGAGAUGGCGCUGAGGAUCGUCCUGCACAGCCUCGACCUGCGCGCCAACUGCUACCAGCGCUUCGUGGUGCCGCUGCUGUCGGUCAGCGCCGACUUCUACGUGCGCGUCUUCGUCAGGGUCUUCACGGGCCAGGCCAAGGUCAAGGCCUCGGCCAGCAAGCAGGCGCUGGUGUUGCAGUGCGUGGGGUGCGGCUCGUACCACCUGCAGCGCCUGGGCAGGGCCACCAGCCACGGCAGCGGCUUCAAGUACAGCCCAGCCACGGGGCCGCCCGUGGGUCCCACCUGCGAGUUCUGCCAGCAGCGGCACCAGGUGGGGGGCCCGGUGUGGGCUGAGCCCCUCCACGACCCCGCCUUUGUGGAGGGGGUGCUGGCGGCGCUGGAGCGCAGCCCCGGGCGCUUCGCCACGGAGCCGCGCAUGCGCGGCAUGCUGAGCGUCAUCGCCGAGGAGCUGAGCGAUGUGCCCCUGUACUACACCCUGGACGGGCUGAGCAGCACCAUCCGCAGCAACACGCCGUCCCUGCUGCAGCUCAGGUCAGCCCUGCUGCACGCCGGGUUCCGCGUCUCGCUGUCCCACGCCUGCCGCAACGCCAUCAAGACGGACGCGCCGCCCUCCGUGCUCUGGGACAUCAUGCGCUGCUGGGCCAAGCUCCACCCGGUGAAGCUGGAGCGGCUCCCGGACUCCAGCCCGGCCGCCCGGAUCCUCUCGGUGGAGCCCACGCUCCAGGCUUCCUUUGCCCUCCACGAGGACGCCAACCCCAGCUCGCGGAGGCGCGGCUUGAAGCGAUUCCCCGAGAACCCCGAAGCGUUUUGGGGUCCCAAGGCCAGGGCCAAGCCGGGCUCAUUCCCGGCCUUUCCAGGGGGGCAUCGCCCCUCCCUGCAGGAGAAGAGGGAGAGGCUGCAGAACAAGAGGAAGCAGCAGCAGGACAAGGCCGGGCUGAAACAAUUCCCCUGCAAACGCUUCAAGGAGGGUGCCUGUCCCCAAGGCGAGCAGUGCUGCUACUCCCACGAGCCCCCCCCGGCUGCCCCCUCCCCAUUAAAACACGUCUGACCCGA
Molecule: messenger RNA, 2280 nt
Organism: Passer domesticus (house sparrow)
Lineage: Eukaryota; Metazoa; Chordata; Aves; Passeriformes; Passeridae
Gene: TRMT1
Product: tRNA methyltransferase 1
Biological process (GO): tRNA N2-guanine methylation
Cellular component (GO): nucleus
Molecular function (GO): RNA binding; tRNA (guanine(10)-N2)-methyltransferase activity; metal ion binding
Source: RefSeq, a predicted model, not a curated record